AUGCUGCGCUGCGGUGCCCCCCUGGCAGCCCUGCUGCUGGUGGGACUCAGCUUGGCCCGCGGGGACCCCCGGCCCCCCGCUUCCCUGCCCCUCUCCGCUUGCGGGAUGGAGGCACCGAACCGCCGAGCCCCCCUUUCCCCGCAUCACCCCUACGGGCUGUACCCGCAGGGUGCCGGGGUGCUGGGUGCUGCAGCCCCCCGAGGGCGGAGAGCGCGGGGAGCCGCGGGAGGCGGAGGGGAGCCCGGGGGAGAGGAGGAUGGCGGGGAGCGGAGGGCAAAGCUGGAGCCGCAGGUGCUGCCCGCUUUGUACUUCUCCGGCGGUCGGGAGCAGCUGGGGGGGCGGCCCGGGGCGCUGCCCCCCAUCCCGCGGCGGGAAUUCACCCUGGAGCUGUGGGUGAAGGCGGAGGGCGGACAGAGCAACCCGGCCAUCAUCGCAGGUGUCUUCAACAACUGCUCUCACACGGCCAGUGACAAGGGCUGGGCGCUGGGCAUCCGUGCCCUGCAGUUGGGUGGCAAGAAGGACGCCCGCUUCUUCUUCUCCCUCCGCACGGACCGGGCAGCUGCAGCCACUGAGGUGACCUCCCACCACCGCUACCGCCCCGAGGCCUGGACCCACCUGGCUGCCAGCUACGAUGGGCAGUGGAUGUCCCUCUACGUGGACGGGGCACGGGUGGGCCGCAGCGGAGGGCAGGGGGGGCCCCUGCACAGCGCCUUCAUGGCCUCCUGCCGCCUGCUGCUGCUGGGGGGAGAUGCCUGGGGGACUGACCACGCUUUCCGGGGACACCUGGCUGGGCUGGCCCUGUGGCAAGAAGCCCUGCCCCAGCACCAUCUCCAGCGUCGCUUCUUAGAAAGGGUGUCGGGGGAACGGCCGGGGUUGGUUCUGGCCACCGGUUUCGCCACCCUGGAGGAGCACUGGGUGCCUUUUCGGGAGGGAGCCUUCCCCCAGCAGCAGGUGCUGCUGUCCCCACCGCCCCCUGUCCUGCAGCCACUGGGGCCCCCAGCCUGCGGGCAGACAGUCUGCGAUAACGUGGAACUGGUCUCCCACUACAACCAGCACUGGCCGCUGAGGAGCGAGAAGACGGUGAGAUACCGGGUGGUCAACCUGGCGGAGGACAGCGGCGGGCGGCCGGCGGUCAGCUGGGAGCAGGUCUGGAGGCAGCACCGGGCCCUGAGCGAAGCUUUCCGCCCUUACAACAUCUCCUGGCAGCUGAGCAUGCUGGAGGUCCACAACUCCACCCUGCGCCGCCGCGCCGUCCUCCUGGGCUGCGAGCCCAGCAAGGUGGGCAACGAGCGCUGCGACCCCGAGUGCGAGCACCCGCUGACCGGCUACGACGGCGGCGACUGCCGGCCGCCCGGCCGCUGCUUCUCCUGGAAGCGCCGCGACGGCGUCUGCCACGGGGAGUGCAACAACAUGCUGGAUGACUUUGAUGACGGGGAUUGCUGCGACCCACGGGUCACCGAUGUGGCCAGGACCUGCUUCGACCCCGACUCGCCCCUCAGGGCGUACAUGAGUGUGAAGGAGCUGAAGGAGGUCCUGCAGCUGAACAGCACCCACUUCCUCAAUGUUUACUUCGCCAGUUCGGUGAGGGAAGAGUUGGCUGGUGCUGCCACUUGGCCAUGGGAUAAAGAGGCCCUUAGUCACCUGGGUGGAGUUGUCCUCAACCCUGCUUAUUAUGGUAUGCACGGCCACGCCAACACCAUGAUCCAUGAGGUGGGACACGUCCUGGGGCUGUACCACGUCUUCAAGGGAGUGAGCGAGCGGGAAUCUUGCGACGAUCCCUGCCGGGAGACAACUCCAUCCAUGGAGACAGGAGACCUCUGUGCUGACACUGCCCCCACCCCAAAGAGUAAGCUCUGCCGGGAUCCAGACCCCACCAAUGACACCUGUGGCCAGACACGCUUCACAGGAACACCCUUCAACAACUACAUGAGUUACACAGACGACGACUGCACCAACACCUUCACCCCCAACCAAGUGGCCAGGAUGCAUUGCUACCUGGACCUGGUUUACCAGCGCUGGGGGCAGAGCAAGAAGCCUGCACCCAUCCCCAUCCCCCCCAUGGUCACCGGGCAGACACAGGACUCCCUCAGCAUCUACUGGCUGCCUCCCAUCGGUGGCCUCAUCCACGAGAGGGAGCAGGACAUGCUGUGUGACAGCUGUGCAGAGGAUGGCACCUUCCGUCAGUACGUGCACGAGGCCUCUUCCCCUCGGGUCUGUGACUCCUCUGGCUACUGGACCCCAGAAGAAGCAGAAGGACCCCCAGAUGUGGACCAGCCCUGUGAGCCCAGCCUGCAGGCCUGGAGUCCAGAGCUCCACCUGUACCACAUGAACAUGACAGUGCCAUGUCCCCAGCCAGAUGGCUGCAUCCUGGAGCUACGCUUCCUGCACCCUGUCUACCCCGAGUCCCUCACCCUCUGGACCACGUACCUGUCCACGGGCACUCCCAAGGCACUCUCUGACAUUGAAGUCUUGACAGAGCAGGGGGACUCCAUCCAUCUAGGCCCCCUGGACACCUUCUGUGAUGUCCCUUUCACUGUCAAGCUCAACAUAGCUAAGAAGGUGUCUGGAGUCAAAAUCUACACCUUUGACGAGAGGAUGGAGAUAGACACGGCUCUGCUGACCUCCAUGCCCCGCAGCUCUCUCUGCUCCUCCUGCAAACUCUUCCAGUACCGGGUCCUCCGUGACCCCCCGUUUGCCAACGGAUCCCCCACCACCCCAGCACAGCCCCAGAGACACUUUGUGGACAGGGAAGUCUUGCCUGGGCAGGUGUACCACUACCAGGUGCAGGCCAUCUCUGGGACCACCUCAGGAGAAGCCUCCCCACCGCUCGUCCAUGUCCAUGGAGCACCCUACUGUGGGGAUGGGAAGGUCACCUUGAGCCUGGAGGAGGAAUGCGACGACGGGGACUUGCUGGAUGGAGAUGGCUGUUCCAGGAAAUGUAAAAAGGAAAAAGGCUUCAACUGUGUUGGGGAACCAAGCCUGUGCUACGUGCACGACGGGGACGGCGUGUGCGAGCCGUUCGAGGUGACGAGCAGUGUCCUGGACUGUGGUCCCCACACACCUGAUGGGUACAGGGAUCUGUGGGCAGCCACAGCCUACGCCUCCCAUCAGGACCUGAAGUCCUGCCCUGCUUCCUUGGCCACCGGAGAACCUGUUGUGAAGGUAUGUAAAUCACACCUUCGUGAUGUGCCAAAAGACCUUUCCCUGGCUGCUUGGUUCCCCUGUGCUCCCAGCCAAGACAAGGAUCAGGAUCCAGAUGAGGAGAGGAUGCCCUUGGGCGAUGAGGGAGUUUGGCUCAAGGUGUGCUUUGAGAGACCUGCAGUGCCCAGCGCCCUCCUGGUCUUCCUGGCCUCUGAUGGCACUGAUGUCCCCAGCCACCAGCACAAACCAAAGGUCACCAUCCAGCUGAGCGACGUGGACGGGCUGAACCGCUCUUUGGGGACGUAUGAGCUGUCAUGCCAGCACAACCCCCUCAUCAUCAAUGUGACUCAUGGCCAGGAGGGCCCAUCCCACCAGGCUGCGUCGGUGCUGCUCAACUUCUCCUCCCCUCUGGUGGGCAUCUCAGCCGUGGCCCUAAGGACUUCAGCUGAGCCUGGCUCUUCUGACCCCACCACCUGCCUCCUGCAGCACCAGGAGGCACGUGGCCAUCAGCACUACAGCUGUGUCCAUGGUCCCUGUGCAGGAUCAGGAAGAUGCACACGGCCACUCCUUGCUGAUGCUGCCACCCUCAACUGCACCUCUGAUGGACCAAGGCACAUGGUGUGCAUCGUCACCUGCAAAAAGGGCUUUGUCCUCCACUCCAGCAAUGGGAAGAGCCUGGGCUCCACCCAGGAGGAGCUGGUGCUGACAUGCAGCUCAGGAUGGUGGGACAGGUCUGUGACUUGUGACCCUGUUGACUGCGGCGUCCCUGACCAGUCCCACGUGUAUUAUGCCGAGUUCUCCUGCCCCAUGGGGACCACCUACCUGAAGAGCUGCUCCUUCUCCUGCAUCCACCCAGCCAAGCUUCAAGGGACAAACCAGUGGCUGACCUGCCUGGAGGACGGUCUCUGGUCCCUCCCUGAAGCCUACUGCAAGCUGGAGUGUGACACACCACCCCCAGUGGCCAACGCCAAGCUCCUGGUGCCACGAUGCCUGCAGGGGAACCAUGACGUGGGCUCGGUCUGUCGCUACAAGUGCAAGCCUGGAUACCACGUGGCCGAGAACGCAGCGGGCAAGCCGAAAAAGAAGUUCCUGAAGGUCCAGUGCCUGGAGAGUGGACAGUGGGAAGAGGGACACUGCAUCCCUGUGGUGUGUGAGCCCCCUCCUCCUGUCUUUGAGGGCAUGUACAACUGCACCCAAGGCUUCGAGCUGGACAGCCAGUGCACCCUCAACUGUGAGCCACAGGGACAGCAGGUUCCCAUCAGCUGCACCAAGGAAGGUUUGUGGACAGAGGAGUUCAAACUGUGUGAGAGCUUACGGGGCACCUGCCAGCCCCCCCUGGAGCAGAAUUCCGUGGAGUACAAGUGUGAGCAGGGACAUGGCAUAGGUGCUGUGUGUGUACCUUCCUGCCUCAUACCUCCCAGUGACCCUGUCAUACUGCCCGAGAACGUCACUGCGGAGACUAUGGAUCACCGUCUGCAGCCCACCAGAGUCCAGCACGUUGUGUGCACGGGCAGGCUGCGCUGGUAUCCGGAUCCCUCUGUCAUUCACUGCAUCCAGUCCUGUGAGCCCUUCCAAGCAGAUGGCUGGUGUGACACCAUCAACAACCGGGCGUACUGCCAGUAUGACGGGGGUGACUGCUGCUCCUCCACACUCUCCUCCAGGAAGGUGAUCCCCUUUGCUGCUGACUGUGACCAGGACGAAUGCACGUGCCGUGACCCAGCGGCCGAGGAGAACCAGUAG
Apus apus (common swift) is the source of this 4881-nucleotide messenger RNA. It is a transcript of the gene PAPPA2, whose product is annotated as pappalysin 2. Gene Ontology annotation, molecular function: metallopeptidase activity. The record is from RefSeq and is a predicted model, not a curated record. The coding region runs from base 1 to 4881 and encodes 1626 amino acids. NCBI's taxonomy places the organism in Eukaryota, Metazoa, Chordata, Aves, Apodiformes, Apodidae. The transcript is spliced from 22 exons.